Messenger RNA from Paramecium tetraurelia, 1007 nucleotides. RefSeq lists its product as uncharacterized. The record is from RefSeq and is a predicted model, not a curated record. The transcript is spliced from 3 exons. Lineage: Eukaryota; Ciliophora; Oligohymenophorea; Peniculida; Parameciidae.
AUGGAAUCUUCAAAAUAAACCCAAUGUAGAAGCAAGAGAACCUUAAAUAAAACCCUUUCCAAAAACUAUGCAACCAAAAUAAUCGAUCUGCUGUCAAGUAACAGUUAGCAUUGUCACUUUGGUUCUAUUCCCAAAAGUGAGUCACCAAUCAGUCGGAUGAGAAUCUUAAGAAGCCUAAGAAUACGGACUCAGGAGAAUGAAUAAAAUAGAGUAAGUAAAAGCUUCGAUCUCAAAGUUGUUCACCAUAGUAGGAAAUAACAGCGACGCAAGAGUGGGAUUGAACCAUUAUCAGAGAAGCAAAUGCAUCUUAAUUGCUUAUAUCCCAAGACUUGUGUCUAGCAAUAGUAAAUAUUAUUGCUUGAGAUUCAGAAAACAAAGGAGAGAAAGAAAACUCUUUUUAAGCGCAUGUCGAGUAUCUUAAUUAAACAUUAAACAACACUUCGUAAUAUUGGGAAUCAGAACAGUAUUAAUAAUCAAAGGAACAGCGAGAUUUAAUUAUUAAUGCUUUAAUAAUCCCAAUAACCAAUCGAAGAACCUGUUCUCCUGUAAUCAUAGGAAGUGAAAAAAACGAAGAUUAGAUAAUCGGUCAUCGAACCUGAAUAACCUAAAGUAGUUUUAAAUAUAUCUCGAAAAUCUAAAAAACCCUUUGCUUCAAUCUAGAGUUAUGUUAAUGAAAAAACAGAGAAAACUUUAUAGUCUAAAGAAUUGACAAAUAGCAAUCCUUUCUUAAGUUACAUGUCUUGUCAAAGUCUGACUGAGAUGAAUGGACAAUUGCACAGUAAUUCUCCUUUGAGGAAACAAAUAUCUCCAAAAGUAGUUUGUCCUCCUCUUCCUGAAAUUAAAUUGGUCUCUUCAGCUCGAAAUUAUACUAAUGCAAACGAUAUCAAUUUUCUAAAACAGAAGUUUAAAAACAAUAUAUAUUAUGCUAAUUAAUAGAGGAAGAAAAGAAUUGAGACAAAAGCUUGAUAAACAUUUAUAUAAAUCUAUCAUUUUCAUUAUUUUCAUUA